AUGUCGCCAGCUGUUCUGCUCCCACAGAAUACCCCAAUCAAGGCUAAGACGUCGGUCGGAAACGUAAGCCUCGACGUUUUCCCUGACGGCAUCAAGACUGCUGGCCAGCACCCACCUAUUUACGAAAAGCUCUACCCCUACAGUGCCUUCCCUAAGCAUAUUGAUGCUCCUACGAAAUGGAACCCGGAGGACUAUGAGAACAACCCUGAGAGAUGGGUUCAUCGGUUCACCGAAGCUGAGCUUGAGGAACUGAGCACGGCUGCCGAUAAGUUCAUUGCUGCUGGCACCCCGCUCACCGGCAUCACUAAGGAGAACUUUCCUCUCCCCGGGCUUGCACCACUGCUCGCCACCACGAGAGACCACCUGCUCAACGGAAAGGGCUUCAACCUAUUCAAGGGGAUCCCUGUUGCUGAAUGGGGCAAUCACAAGUCUGCCGUCGCCUACGUCGGUCUGGGUGCAUACAUUGGCUACGCAGUCAGUCAAAAUGGCCGAGGCCACAUUUUGGGGCACGUAAAGGAUCUUGGGGAGGACAGCACUGCCAUCCACAAAGUGCGCAUCUAUAGAACCAAUGCUCGUCAAUUCUUCCACGCCGACCCCUGCGACAUUGUCGGCCUCCUCUGCAUCACUAGAGCUCAAUCCGGUGGCGAGAGUGACGUUGCGUCUAUCCACAACGUCUGGAACAUCCUCCAAGCAGAGCGACCAGACAUUGCUGAACUGCUCACUAAACCAGUCUGGUACUUUGACCGCAAGGGCGAGGUUUCCACAGACAUCGACGAGGAUCCCUACAUCCGCACGGCUGUCUUCUACCUUGAGACCCCUGACCCAAACAACACCGGCCGUGAGCAGCGUGUGUACUGCAAGUGGGAUCCCUACUUCGUCCGUAGUCUGACACGGUUCUCUGACGCGGGCGUUAUCCCUCCCCUCUCGCCAGAGCAGCAGGAGGCUAUCAAGAUCCUGGAGGAUACCUGCCAGAGGGUCAGACUGCAUAUGAUCCUCGAGGUCGGCGACAUCCAAUUUGUUAGCAACAGCCACACUCUGCACGCGAGAACCGAGUAUACCGAUUUCCCCCCCGAGAGCGGCAAGCCCAAGCGUCACUUGAUGCGCCUCUGGCUUUCCACUCCCGUGAGCGAGGGUGGUUGGUCUCUGCCGUUCUGGGAUGCGAACGAGAAGAAGCGAAGUGGAAUUCAGGUGAAUGAUACACCUCCUGUGGCUCGUCUUGAUGCGGAUUAA
Messenger RNA from Clonostachys rhizophaga, 1230 nucleotides. NCBI's taxonomy places the organism in Eukaryota, Fungi, Ascomycota, Sordariomycetes, Hypocreales, Bionectriaceae. The record is from the annotation of a GenBank genome assembly.